Racocetra persica is the source of this 1289-nucleotide messenger RNA. The record is from the annotation of a GenBank genome assembly. Lineage: Eukaryota; Fungi; Glomeromycota; Glomeromycetes; Diversisporales; Gigasporaceae.
UUGACAAGGAUUUCGAAGAAUAUUUGGUAACGUCCGACUACGAUUUUUCAACUGUUGAUGAAUAUGCUCGUGAAACUCCUGAAUCUGAAAUAAAAUCUGAAGCAAGGUUAGCGAAUUAUUUGACUUCAGUAUGGGACGAUGACAUAUAUAAAUUACGUGCCAUUUUCGUAUGGAUCACUGAUAAUAUCUCAUAUGAUUGUAAAUCUUUUUUUUCGGGAAAAUUAUCGGAUAAGUCAGCAAAAGAUGUCUUAAAAACCAAAACCGCUGUAUGCGCUGGAUACGCUAAAUUGUUUUAUGAAUUAGCAAAUGAAGCUGGUUUGCAUGUAUGGCAAAUUUCGGGAAAUGCAAAAGGUGCUGGUUUUCAAGUCGGCGAUACUAUUGAUCCAAAUGAUCGUGCUUACGCUCAUGCAUGGAAUGGUGUUUUAUACAAAGGAGAAUAUCUCUUAAUAGAUUCUACUUGGGGUGCUGGACAUGUAAAUAAUAAACAAUUCAAUAAAAAAUUCCAACCUUUUUACUUCCUUGCUUCUCCAACAAAAUUUAUUUAUUCCCAUUUUCCUGAAAAAUCAAGUCAACAAUACUUGCAACCUACUAUCACAAGAAAAGAAUUUAAUAAUCAGCCUCAUUAUAAAGGCGAUUUCUUCCAUGAAGGUCUUAGAUUUUUAAGAUAUUAUGGUUCCGAAAUAAAUGUGAUUGACGAUAACAUAAUCUUAGAUUUAGAGCAAUCAAUUGACGAUGGUAGAGUAAAUAAAGUAACUGCCUCUUUGGAAUGGAAAGGACAAAAAAUAGAUGCUUUUUCACAAAGAUUGGCUAUUCCGGGUCCUAAUGGCGGAAUUUUACAUCGGUUAAGAAUUGGUUGUCCUACUCGUGGAGAAGGAAAACUUCAAUUAUUUUACUUUAAAGAAGGCGUAGAACGGGGUUCGGGCAUCUGCAGUAUACUAAUAAAAAACUCUGGAACUGGCGCAAAAUAUAAACCAUUCGUAUAUCAAUACGGCUUCUUAUAUCCAUGUACAAUAGUUAAACCUAUCUAUCAAACACUCGGUUACGCAAAAAAAACUCAUUUUGAAAUAAUAGUAUUCAAUGUGGACUCUAAUAAAAAAAUUCCAAAAUUUGUGUUACUUGGGCCUGGAAUGGAAAAGCAAACUUUUCUUGAACCAUUAAUGGAUAGGAAUGAUUCUGAUGGAUGUAUUACCAUGGCUUGUGAUGUAAUGACGAAUUAUAAAGGAACUUGGAAUUUAGGUGUUAAAAAUGGUAAUGGGUACAAUUUUUUGGCAAGUUAUGAUGUUAAAUAA